AUGGCGCGGUCGAAGUACGGGGGCGCAGGAGCGACGCGUGGCUUCGCGGAGGGCGCGCCAAUCGUCGGGGCGCCGCCGCCGACGGGGAAUGGCACCCCUGUGCAAGCGAAAAGCGCACGCCCGGACGUCGCCGCCCUGCGCUCGGGCGCGGCGGCGCGCGAUCGAACGAUUUUGAAAGCGCGGCGCGAAGCCGCGGGGGCGAGCGCGCUCUUUGAGAAGGUGCGCGAGGACGCCUUUCUUGGGCGGACGUCGCGGCCGAUUUCUUUUCCGGCGUCGGCGGCUGCGGCCGAGAUCGCGCGAGCCAUUGGCGACGACGCGCGAUUGUCGCCGAGGCCCCCCGCGGCGCAGAGCAAACCGGACUGGGGCGUCGAAAUCAGGCCUGUCGCUGACGGCGCUCGCGCUGGCAUUGCCGAGGCGACCAUGCCGGGGGGGGAAUUCGUCGUGGACGGGGUCAAUCGCGCGAUUGCGGCGUGCCGCGCCUUCUUCGGGGGGCACGGCGUGGCGGAAGGCGGACGUUGGCGCCGCGUGCAGGCCAAUUCCGCUCGCCCCAGGCCGCGCGUUCGCAGCGUGGAGCGCCUUCUUGGCGGACGGCCGUCUGUGGGUCUCGCAGCAUUUCGCGCCCCCGUUCGGAGCAUCGGGGUCCGUCCAUGGGCGGGGCCGAGUCGCCGCCUUCCUUGGGCGCGCCGCGCGGCGCCUGCUGCGGACCCCGCGGGCCGGCAUGUCGACGAUUACUUUGCCCCUGACGCCGUGGAAUUGGCAGCGCAUUGCAUGGGAGUUUUUGCGCGGCUCGCGCGUGCCAUUCUCGGGCCCGGCAGCAUUUCCAGCGGCAAGCUCGAGUGGGGCAAUGAACUUUGGGUUGGCGCGAUCGUUCGCGCGGUCGAGUCGGGCAAAUGUGAGCCGGGCGCGGCGUCGAUCUUGGCCGGGGGCCCGCUGAGCGCUGCUGCCUGCGUCGGCCGGGUGGCGCAGCGGCUCGCGAAGCGCUCGCUUUCCCGCGCACGCCCCGCGGCGCGCGGCCGCGGAGAGACGCGCGGGGAGGUCUCGGACGCGACGGUCUUCGACAAUUUGCUUUGCGCGUGCGGUUUGCGGCGUCAGCCGCUUGCGUUUUACGUCGGGCUUGUCGCGUAUUUCAAAUGCAGGAUGUUCCAUUGGAAGCAUCUGGCAGACGUCAAAGCCGAUUUCAGCCAGGGGGCGCGGCUGGGGCGGCGGCGCCGGAUCAUCUGCGCGCAGCGUUGUGCCCCGGCGGCGCGCGCGGCGAUCCUGCGGCGAGCUCGCGAGCGCGAGGUGCGGUCGAGGCCGUCGUCGAGUAUGCUGUCUCGCGCGCAAACCAAUUGGCCGCGCCCAGUGAGCGCCCUCGACGGCGCCGCGGUAAUGGGCGCGUUUGAACGCUGGCGCUUCGCUGCGAGGGCGCGCCUGGACGCGGCCUUUGGCAGUUGCCCUCUGUCGGCGCAGUGCUGGGCGUCCGCAGUGCGUCGGUGGCGACGCUUCUCAAAGCGCGCUCUUGGGCGGGGGCCCCCGCCCCCCAUCGGCGCGGAGAGCCUCCAGAUCGCCGGCGCGCUGUUCCGCGUGAGCGGCACGUUCGCAGAUUAUUGCGAGCGCUGGCGCGCGGCAUCCGAGCCGUCGUUGUCGUCGACGGCCGCCUUCGGCGAUCGAUCCGCGCAGCGCGCGCGAUUGGGCAUCGCGAAGCGGCGCCUGGCGUACCCGAGAGUGAAGCAUUUCAUGCAGCACGCCCUCUUUUCCAGAGUCGUCGAAGCCGGCAUCUGGGGCCCGGUGGCCGCGUCAGUCAGAAGGGGCGUGGCAAUGCUCAUGUGUUUCGGGUUUGCGUUUCUGUUGCGCCUACCUUGUGAGGGCUGGCCCGCUGUCUUCGAUGGAUCGGCACUCAACGAGCAGCGCCGGGCGUCGGCGCGCCUCUCAGAAGAGGCGUUGAGGUUUGUUCUUGCAGCGGCGGCAGCGGCGCAUGAAUUCAGAACGACUUGUUACAAUUCGGCGCAAGUGGUGGCGCCGCACUGA
Prorocentrum cordatum is the source of this 2007-nucleotide messenger RNA. The record is from the annotation of a GenBank genome assembly. Lineage: Eukaryota; Dinophyceae; Prorocentrales; Prorocentraceae.